Molecule: messenger RNA, 635 nt
Organism: Megachile rotundata (alfalfa leafcutting bee)
Lineage: Eukaryota; Metazoa; Arthropoda; Insecta; Hymenoptera; Megachilidae
Gene: ND-B22
Product: NADH dehydrogenase (ubiquinone) B22 subunit
Biological process (GO): mitochondrial electron transport, NADH to ubiquinone
Cellular component (GO): respiratory chain complex I
Source: RefSeq, a predicted model, not a curated record
UUCUAUCUAGUACUUGUUUACAUAGUAUAUGAUCGUUACAUGGUUAGAUAAGUAACCCUAAAAGUAGGUCUAGUUUUUACCAAAAUUGAUUUGUAAAUUGAAAACAAAUGGCUCAGUUACCUUCAGGAUUUGUUUCUCAUACCAGAAAAGUAUGUAGUCUUUACAAACGUGCUUUACGUGCAAUUGAAGAUUGUUAUCAAGCUAGACACGACAUUAGAUAUCAUUCAGUUAUAUUAAGGCAACGCUUUGAAGAACAUCGUAACAUAAAAGAUGUACGUGUUGCCAAAAAACUGUUAUUAGAUGGUGAAGAAGAACUGUUUCAAAAUCAGCAUUAUCAGCCAAAAAAAUUUCCUGAAUCUGUAGGUGGAGUAGCUUAUAAUCGAUCGCCUUAUAUACCAGAUUCUGUUCUUGACUAUUGGGAUGGAAAUGAAAAAGCUAGAUAUCCAAAAUACUUUGCAUUAAGAGAAGAACUUAAAAAAGAGUAUGAAAAGUUAUAUUAUAAAUUGUAUCCUAAAACUCCUGAAGAAAAAAAGAAGUAAACAUUUACAGUAAGAAAUUGGUAUUUAUAUAGGUAUAACGUUUAGAUGUGAUAUUUAUCUGUAUAUAUAAAAAAUAAAAAGUUGUUAAUACCUUUA